This is a messenger RNA of Drosophila kikkawai, 643 nucleotides long. RefSeq lists its product as uncharacterized. The record is from RefSeq and is a predicted model, not a curated record. Lineage: Eukaryota; Metazoa; Arthropoda; Insecta; Diptera; Drosophilidae.
AUGAAAACUUCGAGUAUCCACAUCGCACUGCUCCUGAUCACCACGUUUAGCCAGGGAAUGGCUAAAAGUCAAAGUCCCUCAACGGCGAGUGUCGUGCAAGAUUUUCCCACCAACAUACUAAUCAUUAUCUGUGUGCUCCUGAUGACCUUCCUCUGGCUGGGAUGUACCUAUUUCAUAGCCAGUCGUCACCAGAAGGCGGUGGAGUAUCUCCAAAACCAAUUGGAUGAACUAUGGCUCCUGCAGGCCAAGCCCUCCGUCUGGCCACAUGCUCCAUUCAUUCCAAAUCCGCGGGGGGAGAAUCCGCCAGAGUACAUACCGCCAAAGAAUCCAGAGGAACAGCAGCAAGAAGACAAAGAGGCCAUGGAACGGGCCAAAGUGGCCAGGGCCUUUCUGGAAGCCAGAAAAAAGGAUAAGUGUGGGAAGAAUAAUGACAGUGAAUCAAGCGAGUUUUAAUUUUUAUAUUUUAAGUAAUCCUAAGCUGAAAGAUAUUUAAAAAACUACGUCAAACUAUGCUGUGACUUACAAAUUUUAAACCGAAAUCCAAAUUUUUUUGUGGAAUAAAUGUUAAUAGUUUCUGGAAAACUAUAUCAUGUCUAGCACUAUAAGUAUAACAAUUUCUUAGACUUAUCAAGGCUUUAAAAAU